AUGUCAGGCCCCCCCAAAAUCCACACCAUCGACUUCGAUCUGAUCUGGGACAAAAUCGCCAGAAAAGAACCCCAUGCAACAGGAUGCCGCAAAUACCCUCCUCUCCACGUUGUCGGGCCCCUCUCAGAAGAACACAAGAACACCAUCAUCCUCCUCCACGGAACAUCUACCGAUGGCCCCUCCUUUGCAUCCUCUCUUCUCCAUUUCAAAUUCCCUUCCGUCCUGCUAUAUUCCAUGGGAGUCUUUGAAACAAGUCUGCCUCAACGAUUUCCUCACACGCGAUUUAUCUUCCCGACCGGUGCGCCGCGUGAAACGACUGUUUUUGGUGGGAAAGUGACGAAUGCCUGGUUCGAUAUCCAUGAUUUUAGCGAUCGUACGAUUGGCGAACAUGAAAGUGCAACGGGAAUGCGUGAGAGUUUUCAUUUCCUCUCAAAACUCGUUGAGUGGGAAUACGGAAGAUUGAAGCGUGUCAUAAACGUUGAGAACAGGCACGACGACAACGGAAAAAAGGAAGUACCAAAGGUUGUGAUUGGGGGUUUUAGUCAGGGGGCUGCAAUGGCACUCAUCUGUGCUUUGUCACGGGACGAAAAUAUCAAUCUUGCCAGGGCCUGUUGUUGUCUGAGUGGUUGGUUGCCUUUUCGGCGGCAGAUAUUGGAGGCUAUGGAGGAGUAUGCUUUGAAGGGCGAGGGUUGGAAAGCCUAUUCCAAGAAAGUUGGGGAGGCCGCUGCGAAUACCAUUCGAGGAAUGCUUGGGGCCCCAAAGGGUCUAAGAAUGUUCGGCACAGACGAUCGUAUUGAAUAUCUUAGGGGAAAUUUCUUUCUGGCGCAUGGGAUGGCGGAUGAGAAAGUUAAGUAUGAAUGGGGAGUCGAGGCGAGAGAUGUUGUGAUGAGUCUCGGGGCAGAUUAUAUGUUCCGUGACCCACCUGGAUCUCCCUUUGGGUUACCGAAGAACGAGCUGAAAGUCAAGUGGGUUCCUGAGGAGGGUCUGGGUCAUUGGUAUGGGGCGAAAGAGAUGCAGAAGUUCGUCGAGUAUUUGGAACAACCAGAAAUUCUUGGUUGACACGUCCACAAGCUGAUACAAUUCGUAUAGCUGUACUAUAGUUUUAAUGGUGCAGAGAUGUUGUUCAAGUAUAUUUUUGUACUAUGCUAAUGAGGCUGGUGAGAAGCAAAGAAAAAAGGGAUUCUUAUCAAAAUUAGCUGAGCCAUAAGAAGAAACUACAACAAGUCCACGGGGGAAGGUCCAGUGGGUAGCCCAAAGGGAAUUCCAGUAGCAAGUCCGAAGGGGAGCCCAAAGGGAAUUCCAGAAGCAAGUCCAAAGAGCAGUCCAAAAGGAAUUUCAGAAGCAAGUCCAAAGAGCAGUCCAAAAGGACGUCCUAAGCCGGACGAGGGCGAUGGAAGAGACAAGGCCUCAGAAGCAAGCCCGAAGCAGACGCCCAAGACUGACGAAAGUGAGAAGUCUCCGGUCCCAAGUCCUAAGGGGGAGUUGGUUGGGAACAGAGGCGAGAAGAGCGGUAACUAUACUUCUUCUGAGGAUGACUCGGAUGAGGAGUACCUUGCAAUAAAAAGAACGCUUGCAGAGUCGAUGGCGGAACGUAUCAAAAAGGGAGUGGACGACUAUGAGGCGAUGCUGAAUGGAGUAAGAAAAGUCAAAAUUUUCCCCGAACCAGAGACCCCUAUCUUUAAAAUUUUGCCUUCCCCGAGCUCACCAUUCGAGCUCUCAGAAGUCUCAGAACCUCAGAACCUUCAAAGCCCUCAGACGAGGAUGACGAGGAUGACGAUGACGACGAGGAUGACGAGGAUGGCGAUGAUGAAGGCGAUGAUGACGAUUCGGAUUAUAAAGGAACCAAAGCUGGCAAGAAAACAACACCAUCAAUGACAAGGACUACUCGGACACAAAAGAAGACUGUGAAACCCCCCAGUCCUAAAGAACUUACAGAUGAAGAUAAAGCAUCAAUGGAAUUUCGUCUCAACUCGAAAGAAAAGGACACUUCUGAACCAGAAGGUCAAUACUAUUUAUACCGAUAUAAAAGAAAUCUUUGGAGGCAGGAGGCACUUCGUGCGAACCCUGACGCUGAUAUUACUGAUAAAGCGUAUCGUCGUGCCCAGGAUCUGCCAGUUUAUGGAGAUGAUUUCGAAUUUAAUGAGCGUUUUAUCAUGCACGGAAAGGCCUAUGGGGUUAAUUACGAUGAGUGUAAUACAAGACAUCCAUAUACUGCAUGGACAAUGGAAGAAAAGCGAGCGAUGAAGGACAAUACUGUUAAGGAGGGUAACCUCAUAGAUCAACAGGAAGAGAAAAUCGCGAAGAAGUUUGGAUCUAGGAACCCUCCUGUGGCGACUCCAGGUGUUAGGGAUUUCCAACGUGCACUAAGAUUAAAACGAGACGGUAAAGAACUCACCGAAGACCAGAAGUAUAUCUUAGAAAACUGGGUUGAUGUUUAUAUGGACCGACAGGCUGGCAUUGAGCAAGAAGAGCUGAUUGAAGCACACGAGGCCAUUACCAGAGGAGAAAUUGAUCAAAAGUUGCAUCAGUUGGAUAUUGACGACGCCAAAACUUUACAAGAGAAAGCGUGGAAUGACACUGCUCAAAGCCGGAAAGAACAGAAAAGGGAACGCGCGGAAAAGACUGCAAAGUAUGAGCAGGACCUCCAGCAAAGGGAAGAAGAACGAGAGAGAGAGAAAUGA
Molecule: messenger RNA, 2681 nt
Organism: Hymenoscyphus albidus
Lineage: Eukaryota; Fungi; Ascomycota; Leotiomycetes; Helotiales; Helotiaceae
Source: the annotation of a GenBank genome assembly